This is a messenger RNA of Linum trigynum, 216 nucleotides long. The record is from the annotation of a GenBank genome assembly. NCBI's taxonomy places the organism in Eukaryota, Viridiplantae, Streptophyta, Magnoliopsida, Malpighiales, Linaceae.
AUGGUUGGCGAUUGCGAAGACCGCGACGAAGAGGAGGAGCAGUCGGCUCCGGCAAAGAGGAAGCAGGGAGCUCAUCUUGGACAGGAGAGGAUUCCAUGGGAGGACUGGAACCCAUGUCGCCGAGUGGAGAACCCGGGGAGGAAGACUCAACGGAGGUGGAGGACUCGUGAGCAGCCAAGGAAACAUCUGUGGAGGUGGAGGCUUCACUGGCAUUAG